Molecule: messenger RNA, 1863 nt
Organism: Ilex paraguariensis (yerba mate)
Lineage: Eukaryota; Viridiplantae; Streptophyta; Magnoliopsida; Aquifoliales; Aquifoliaceae
Source: the annotation of a GenBank genome assembly
AUGGGGUGCUUUGUGCUCCACCUCAUCUGCUUUGAUGCGCUGCAAACACUGAAUAUGAAUCAGUUGAUACACUUAAAAUUGGGUGGUUUUGAAUCUUUGCUAAUAAUAUAUUCUUGGGCUUCGAGUGCCUUAAGUCAUGUCAGACAACAAUUUCAUCAGCAGAGCAGCUCCGUAGUUGAGGAGCAAUUGGACCCAUUUUCUCUUGUUGCCGAUGAACUAUCCAUUGUUGCCAAUGGGUUACGGUCAAUGGUAGUUGCUGAGGUCCCAAAGCUUGCCGUGGCUGCUGAGUAUUUCUUCAAGAUAGGGGUGGAAGGCAAGAGGUUCCGUCCCACGUACCAUGCCCUUCCUGUUUUGGUGGUAACAGACAUCUCUUUGCAGAUUUUAUUGUUGAUGGCAACAGCUUUAAAAGUACAUAUAUCUGGACCAGCACCUAAUAGUGCUGUUGAUACUUUAUCCACAAAUUUACGUACAAGACAACAGUGUGUAGCUGAGAUCACAGAGAUGAUACAUGUCACACCUGAUAGUGCUGUUGAUACUUUAUCCACAAAUUUACGUACAAGACAGCAGUGUGUAGCUGAGAUCACAGAGAUGAUACAUGUCGCAAGUCUUCUCCAUGAUGAUGUAUUAGAUGAUGCUGAUAAGAGACGGGGGAUUGGUUCAUUAAACUGUGUAAUGGGAAAUAAGAUAUCAGUAUUAGCAGGGAAUUUCCUGCUUUCCAGAGCUUGUGUGGCACUUGCCUCGUUGAAGAACACAGAAGUUUUAUCACUCAUAGCAACAGUUGUACAGCAUCUUGUUACAGGAGAGACCAUGCAAUUGACUACUACCUCUGAAAAGCGUUGUAGCAUGGAAUACUAUAUGCAAAAGACAUACUACAAGACUGCGUCAUUGAUUUCAAACAGCUGCAAGUCAAUUGCUCUUCUUGCAGGACAAACAGCAGAGGUUUCAAUACUGGCUUAUGAGUAUGGCAAGAAUCUGGACAAACAGCAGAGGUUUCAAUACUGGCUUAUGAGUAUGGCAAGAAUCUGCAUGGAAUACUAUAUGCAAAAGACAUACUACAAGACUGCAUCAUUGAUUUCAAACAGCUGCAAGUCAAUUGCUCUUCUUGCAGGACAAACAGCAGAGGUUUCAAUACUGGCUUAUGAGUAUGGCAAGAAUCUGGGAUUAGCAUAUCAAUUAAUAGAUGACGUUCUCGAUUUCACAGGCACAUCAGCUUCCCUCGGGAAGGGCUCAUUAUCUGACAUUCGCCAUGGAAUUGUAACAGCUCCAAUAUUGUUUGCCAUAGAGGAGUUUCCUGAAUUGCGUUCAGUUGUUGAUCGUGGGUUUGACAACCCUGCAAAUGUGGAUCUUGACCACAUAUGGAUCUGCAGCGAAGAACUUAAUGCAAAUAUAGGAUUUUCCUUUUCUGUAUUGAAGGACCACAUAUGGAUCUGCAGCGAAGAACUUAAUGCAAAUAUAGGAUUUUCCUUUUCUGUAUUGAAGGCUCUUGACUACCUUGGAAAGAGUCGUGGAAUACAGAGAACAAGGGAGCUAGCAGCAAAGCAUGCCAACCUUGCCUCGGCUUCAAUUAAUUCUCUGCCUGAGAGUGAUGAUGAGGAUGUUCAGAAAUCAAGGCGGGCUCUUAUAGAGCUCACUCAAAUAGUGAUUAAAAGAACGAAUGUAGCAGGGGAGUUGGUGACUGAACAGGCUCUUGACUACCUUGGAAAGAGUCGUGGAAUACAGAGAACAAGGGAGCUAGCAGCAAAGCAUGCCAACCUUGCCUCGGCUUCAAUUAAUUCUCUGCCUGAGAGUGAUGAUGAGGAUGUUCAGAAAUCAAGGCGGGCUCUUAUAGAGCUCACUCAAAUAGUGAUUAAAAGAACGAAGUAA